GCUGUGUACAGUCAGUGGAGAGACUUGGCAACCUUUUUCUCCUAUCUUUCUUCACUGUCUUUUAUUCCACGUUAUAAUGACAGUGGAUUAAGAUGGGAGAACAGCGUUACCAAUUCUCUGCCUUGAUUAAUUAUCUUUCUACAUUGUUAAAAACAGAUUUGGCAUCGUUGUGGAGCAAGAAAAGGAUAGUACUACCUGCCUUGUCGAAUAAUAGACACCGAUAGCAAUACCAAAGUUGAUCAAAUAAUGUCAUUAUAACGUGCACCUCACUGUAUAAUAGAAUGCUGGAUAUGCAGUAUGCUUUCAAAAACUUCUAUAGAUGGUCAAAUAAACAUAGGAGAAUCAAUCAAUUCCAUUCAGUUGUAUCCAGACAAGACACGCUGAGCUGAGAAAAGCAAACUGUGUCAUCGUCGUCGUCGACGUUUUGUCGCCAUUUUGUGCGCGUCUGUCGGUCUGUCCAGUCCAGCUCUGGUAUUCUUGUUUUAUAUUUUGAAAAAGCUGGUGCAUUCUUCUAAUUCUGAUAUCUUAUUAGAGGGAAAUGGGAGACAGCGAUGAUGAGUACGAUCGAAAGCAUGAUCGCCGAGACAAAUUCAGAGGAGAACGAACGGAAUCGCACAGGAGUGGGGAGGGUCGCCGUGAUGACAGGCGACGAGACGAUUGGAUUGAAAGAGAACCGUGGGCUAACCGGAGUAGACCCCGAGGGGAAUACAGGGGCGCCAUGCGAGAACGGUACAGUCCAGCUCGGCAGCAUGACAUGUCGCCUCCUCUCAAACGAAUGCGAACUGAUUGGGAUGACAGGCGUUUAGGCUAUGCCGAAUCUAGCUAUAAUUAUGGUGGGUGGUCUUCUGAACCUCCUGGCAGUUAUUCUUCAAACAACCAAAGGAUGGUGGAACAGCCGGAAACACAGCCGCCUAUGCUUUCGUUCAAAGCUUUUCUUCAGACUCAGGAUGACAACAUCACUGAUGACGAAGCAAUUCGUAAAUACAAUGAGUACAAACUGGAAUUCCGGAGACAGCAGUUGAACGAGUUUUUUGUGUCUCACAAAGAAGAAGAAUGGUUCAAGCUGAAAUAUCAUCCUGAAGAUUCAGCCAAAAGAAAGGAAGAACUAAUGGCCGGUCUCAAGAAAAGAGUUGAUGUUUUCAUGGAGUUUCUUGAAAAUGGUCGAAUUGAGAAAGUGAGUAUCGAUGGCGAUCACUCGGACCAGCUUGUCAAACUGUUAGACGCCGUUGUCAUUCGACUCGAAGGAGGAACUGAUCUUGACUUAUCUCUGUUGGACGAAGUUCAAAUAACAGAAGUGAAAGAGGUGGUGCCACCCACGCCACCAGUCGAGCAGCCAGUUAUCAAAGAGGAGCCCGGUCUUGAGAAAGUGGAUUCUGGCACAGUAAAGCAAAUAAAAGAAGAGAAAGAAGAUGAUAAAACACCCUCAGAAGAAGACAAAAAUGGAUCAACCAAAGAAACAGAAGAAGACGAAAAGAAAGACGCAGAAAAGGAUAAAGAAGAAGAUGACGAUGAAGAAGCUGCUUCAGAUAAGGAUAAGGAUGUAUCGAUGGAAGAAGAUGAAGAUAAAUCAGCAAAAGCCGAUGAAACUGAAGAAGAAAAUAGCAAGCAGAAUGGCAAGAGUGACGUGGCUGACGAAGAAGACUCUGAAAAAUCUCUUUCCUCCGAAAAACUUCCAGAGAAAGAAAACAAAGAAGACGAAGCUAUGUCAGUGGAAGGUGACGACCUGGAAGAUAACCCGACGAAGGAGAAAGAAGAGGAGAGAGUGAACAAAGCCAAAGAACAAGAGUCGAAAGAGGAUGUGGUAGUGUCUCUGGAGGAGGACGAUGAUGAUGCAGAGAAAAAGGCUGAACCUGAAAUCCAGAAAGAAAAGCCUAGAGAACUGCACCGAACCGCUUCAAUAUUUUUGAGGAAUCUCUCUCCUAAUGUUACUAAAGCCGAAGUAGAAAACAUGUGCAAAAGAUACCCUGGUUUCUUGAGAGCUGCUAUCGCCGACCCGCUGCCCGAACGACGCUGGUUCCGCCGCGGCUGGGUCACUUUCAAGAGGGAUGUCAACAUCAAAGAAAUCUGCUGGAAUCUCAACACUAUUAGGUUACGAGAUUGCGAGCUAGGAGCAAUUGUGAACAGGGACCUGAGUAGAAGAGUUCGGACUGCAACUUGGCUGACUUCGCACAAACAAGUGAUCAGACACGACAUGAAGCUCAGUGCCAAGAUCAUCCAGAACCUGGAUACGAAAACUGGACUCUGGCAAGAUAACAGCAAAUCGCAGGAGCAGAGUUUUGGAUUAGUGUCGUUGAACCCGGUGCUCCACAACAUCACCGACUAUCUGAUCGAAGAAGCAUCGGCUGAAGAGGAGGAACUUCUAGGCCAGGCCGCUGAGGCUGAGGAUAACGAAGAAAAGGACCAGAAUCUUCUUAAGGUCCUUGAUCGACUUCUACUGUAUCUUCGUAUAGUGCAUUCGGUUGACUACUACAAUCACUGUGAAUACCCAAAUGAAGACGAAAUGCCCAACAGAUGUGGCAUUAUGCAUGCUAGAGGAACUUUGUCCAGCUCAAAGGUGUCGACCCGAGACGUGACCGAGUACUGCCAGAACUUCCAGCAGAAGAUGUCGUGCCUGAUGAGCCUGGACACGCCGCUGGAAGGGGAGGAGCUGGUGGCGCUGGGUGCGAAGGAGGCCGACGCGGAGGUGGAGAAGUUCGUGGCAGCCAACACGCAGGAGCUGGCCAAGGACAAGUGGCUCUGUCCGCUGUCCGGCAAGAAGUUCAAGGGGCCCGAGUUUGUGCGCAAGCACAUAUUCAACAAGCACGCCGAGAAGGUCGACGAGGUCAAAAAGGAGGUGGAAUAUUUCAAUAACUAUCUGCGUGACCCGAAAAGGCCUCAGCUGGCGGAGCAUCCUGGCAAUAGACCUGCCAAGAAAGAACCAAUGAACGAGCCGAUGCAGCCAGCUUUCAUGCCUCCAUUCCAUUAUGGAGGAUAUGGUGGAGGCAGAGGCUUCCAGCACUAUGGUGGAUAUGGCGGAUACGGAAGUGGCUAUUCCCGCCCUCGAGGUGGCUACAAUAGAGGCGGAAGGGGUGGAGUGAGCGACUUCCGACCGGUGAUCCACUACCGUGACUUGGACGCACCACGUGAGCCAGACGAGUUCAUUUGAACACAUCUUGCAACAUAUUAUAAUUACAGUUUUUUAUCUUUUUUUUCAAGAAACGUGAACCAAUAUUUCUACUGAUAUCCCAUUGAGCAAUGCAAUCCGCAUCAAUUUGUUUCAAUGGAUGAAUAUUUUGCAAAACAGUGAGUAGAUAAGCUUUGUUGAGAAUGAAUUUUUUAUUAUUGAUAGGUAAAUCAUUCAUUAUUCACAUAUGGUAUGGAAGUAGUAGUGUUUAUCAUAUUGUGUAAAUCUAUUAUAAAUAUUAAGAUAUCGUAAGAAAAUUAUUGAAUAAAGUGCGAGAUUUACGCGGA
Messenger RNA from Nilaparvata lugens (brown planthopper), 3450 nucleotides. RefSeq names its product serrate RNA effector molecule homolog (gene Ars2). Bases 539 to 3145 code for a protein of 868 amino acids. Lineage: Eukaryota; Metazoa; Arthropoda; Insecta; Hemiptera; Delphacidae. Gene Ontology annotation, cellular component: nuclear body. Gene Ontology annotation, biological process: primary miRNA processing; mRNA processing. The record is from RefSeq and is a predicted model, not a curated record. Gene Ontology annotation, molecular function: nucleic acid binding. The transcript is spliced from 20 exons.